AUGGAGCGAGAAGCGCCGCUGCUGUGCGCUGCAGGCGCCUUUGGACGGGUCCGGCGCCUUCUGGCCGCCGCCUCGUGGCUGCCCAGCGUGGCGCUGGGGCUGGCGAUGAGCUCGGAGCCACUGCUCAUGGCGCGGCCGGUGCACCACUGCCGGCCAGACCCGGCGCUGCUGCCGCCGGUGCUGCGUGCCCUGGACGGGCCGGCGCUGCUCCAGGCCAGCGUGCCGCGUGUCGGGCCCGCGCGCGCCUGGAGCCCCUGCCUGCUGCUGCGCUACCCGGAGCCUGGCGCCCCAAACCCAAACGUCACGCCCGCGCCCAAUGGCACGCGGCCCUGCACGCGCGGCUGGGAGUAUACGCUGCCCACUGCUGGCCUGCUGCGCAGCCCGGUCACCCAGUGGGACCUUGUGUGUGAGGACAGCUGGAAGGUUCCUCUGGAGCAGACGGGCCACCUCCUGGGCUGGCUGCUGGGCUCUGUCCUCCUGGGCAUGAGCUGUGACCGCUUUGGUCGCCGGGCUGUGUUUGUGGGCUCGCUGGUGCUGGCCACAAUCCUGGGUGCUGGGGAGGCCAUGGCCACCAGUUUCCCUGCCCUUCUCACCCUGCGGCUGCUCCAUGGGAGUGCCCUGGCAGGGGUCUCUCUGGCACUCUAUGUGGCACGGGCUGAACACACUAGGGAUGGGCAUCUUGCUGCUCUUCUGGGGGUUUCCAGCCCUGCUCCCUGAGUCUCCCUGCUGGCUGCUGGCCACAGGACAGCUGGCCCGAGCCAGAAAGAUCCUAUGGCAUUUUGCACAGGCCAGUGGUGUGGACCCCGAGGACAGCUCCCCAGAUGAGGACUGCUCCCUGGUCACAGAACUGGACCUGCUGACGUUGGGAAGCCCCCAGCCCCAGUACCACUCUGUGCUCACACUCCUGCAUACCCAGGUCACCUGGAAGAACGGCCUCAUCCUGGGCUUCAGCUGAUUGGUGGGGGCAUCCGUGCCAGCUUCCUGCGCAGCUUGACCUCCCAGGAGCCGUCCUUCUAUCUGCCAUACUUCCUGGUGGCUGUGUUGGACGCCACAGCCAGUGUCUUCCUGCUUCUGACCGCAGAUCGUUGGGGCCGCCGCCCAGUUCUGCUGCUGGGUACCCUGGCCACCAGCUUGGCAUCCCUGCUGCUUCUCGCUGGGACCCAAUACCUGCCCCGCUGGGUCACGCUGCUGCUCUCUGUGCUGGGCCUCCUCGCCUCCCAGGCAGUGUCCACGCUGAGCUGCCUCUUCGCUGCCGAGGUCUUCCCCACCGUCAUCAGGGGCGCUGGGUUGGGCCUGGUGCUGGGCACUGGCUUCCUGGGCCAGGCAGCUACGCCCCUGGCCGACAUGCAUGCCCGGCGUGGCUUCUUCCUCCAGCAUGUGGUCUUUGCCUCCUUUGCGGUUCUCGCGCUACUCUGUGUCCUCCUGCUGCCUGAGAGCCGAGGCCGCAGGCUGCCCCAGACCUGGCAGGACGCUGAGAGCUUCCGCCGCAGGUCGCUCUUCCGGGGCCACCGCCCCUGCCACCAGGACCAAAUGCCCCUGCUGCGACCCUCAGGACUUCCCUAG
This is a messenger RNA of Elephantulus edwardii (Cape elephant shrew), 1563 nucleotides long. It is a transcript of the gene SLC22A31, whose product is annotated as solute carrier family 22, member 31. The record is from RefSeq and is a predicted model, not a curated record. Gene Ontology annotation, molecular function: transmembrane transporter activity. Gene Ontology annotation, biological process: transmembrane transport. NCBI's taxonomy places the organism in Eukaryota, Metazoa, Chordata, Mammalia, Macroscelidea, Macroscelididae. Gene Ontology annotation, cellular component: membrane. The transcript has 9 exons.